AGCCAAUUUGCGAAAAUUAAUCAAGAUGUGGGAAGACAUUAGUGACCUAAAUUGAGCGUUGUUAGAGAAUUAUGAAGACCAGAACUUUUCAGUAGGCCAGGUAAAGCCUGAGAUCGCCAAGACAGACGAAAACGAAUGCGAGAGGUCCUUCUUUGAUAAUACAUCGAGUUCUAGCUCUGACCUAGACGAGGAGUCAGAAGAGGCUUUCUUAUUUAAGUCCUCACUCAAAGUAGGCUCUACGUUUUUGGAAAUUACUACUAAUUGAGAUGAUAACUCUGAAGUCAUCCUGAAUCACACUAGAGCGUUGUGUCACCUCAAAAACAUAACUAGUGAUACGGUAGUUGCUUACUAUACAUCUACUAAGAAGAGAGGGUUCAUCAAUAGCAACUGAAGACUCAAAAAUUUUGCAGGAUUGCUAUUACCAGGAGAGGAGAUUACCAUAAAAGUUAGCAAACGAGAUUUUCAAAACCUCGACUUAAUAGCGAAUGAUCCAGAGGAUGACAUAAUGAUGGUCAAGGCAAUGCCUGUAGAUGAACUCCAAAUAAAUUCAUCAAACGUUUGUUCCCACAGGAGGAAUCUCGCAAACAUUUUUAACAAAUAUAACAUUGAUCUUAUGUUUACAUUGCUAAACAUAGAAAUUUCAAUUAAGCUUCAGAAUUUACUAGAUGUUCCCGCUUCUAAUGGAACGAAGUAUCUGAAGCCUCCUCGUCAGAAAUUAUCGAGGGGUAAAUCUGUGAAGGAUACAAUGGGGUCUUCGCAAAAAUCACGAAGGAAGCCAUCCUUGUAUACUAAUGAUGUGACAUCAGUUCCUUCUCAAAGUGAUCAGGAUUCGCAGUCACAAAGCUCAAGCUUUGCUCAAUUUCAGCAAUAG
Messenger RNA from Moneuplotes crassus, 871 nucleotides. Lineage: Eukaryota; Ciliophora; Spirotrichea; Euplotida; Euplotidae. The record is from the annotation of a GenBank genome assembly.